This is a messenger RNA of Populus trichocarpa (black cottonwood), 1247 nucleotides long. Its product is annotated as vascular-related unknown protein 1. Bases 410 to 988 code for a protein of 192 amino acids. The transcript is spliced from 3 exons. Lineage: Eukaryota; Viridiplantae; Streptophyta; Magnoliopsida; Malpighiales; Salicaceae. The record is from RefSeq and is a predicted model, not a curated record. Gene Ontology annotation, biological process: xylem development.
GAAUCCGAUUUGAACCACAAAGGUCAACUCUACACACCCAGUUUUCUUUAUUUUCUCCUCUUGCACGUUCUUCUCUCACUAUUUCAAGUCCCAAGUCUUUGCUUUUUCUUUUUUCUUUUUCUUUCUCUUGAGCCUUGUUCUUGUGUUGCAACUGCUAAUUUUAACUUCCACAACUCCCCUAGGCCCACAUGGCAAAACCAAGAUUCGACAUUAUUGGUUCCCUUUUCUUGCGUUCCUUAAUCAAUCAUCAUCAUCAUCGUCUCCUUUUCCAUUAUAAAACCCUUCUUUAGAAAGGUUUCUCAAGCCCUGCAGGUGCCAUAACAUUUUACUGCUACCACUACCUUGCUAGCAAGCUACCGUCUUGGUUAAUUCUCUCCUCAUUUAUUUUUGUCCCGAGAGAUUCUGAUAUAUGGAAAACUCUAAUAAUUAUACGUCCAUUAAUAAAGCUGUUGUUGGUUCAAAAGAAACAACAGUCUCUGAUCCUGCUGAGGAGAGUGGUUGGACGUCUUAUUUUGAAGAUUUGUCUAAUCAUAAAGAAGAAGGUCAGAGUUUAUGCUCUAGUUUUGAUAGCUCCUCAAUGGUUUCUGAUGCUGCUUCUUUUCCUCCAUGGAAAUCAUCUCAAACAAAUCAUGUUGUUGCCUGCUCUUCCUUUGGGGCCUUGCCAGAAAAGUUAACUUCCAAGAAAACAAGAGCCGAAGAGAUUUCUCUUGAUGAUUCCUUGGAGGAUACUGCUAGUUCUCCUGUGAAUAGUCCCAAGGUUAGUGAUUUGAGACAGAUAGUUAUGAAUCCCAGGAAGACAAAUGAUCGAUAUUUUAACAGUUCUCUUGGUAAUAUAGAAAGCAUUGGUUUAGAGCAACAUGCAGAAGGGCUCGAGACAAGUGAAAGAUGUGAAAUGAAUUUCAGUACUGUGAAAAAUGACUGCAUAGACUUAAAGAAGAGAGGCUUGUGCUUGGUUCCUUCCUCCAUGUUAGUUAACUAUCUUGGUUAAACUCAUAUAUAUAAUCUCUCUCUCUCUCUCUCUCUAUCCCUCUCUCCCUCUCCCUCUCCCUCUCCCUCUCUCUCUCUAUAUAUAUAUAUAUAUAUCUAUGUCUCUUCCUUACAGCAGAACUAAUAAUUUUCAAGCUGUAUGAAGGGAAUUGUAGUUCAUCCAUAUAUAUAUAUAUGGAUUAUCACCAGGUGAUCUAAAUGUAUUUCUGUCUCUCGAGCUAUCUUACGCAUAAUAUCAGUGUUGUAUAUAUUCAAAUCCA